AUUUCAUUUUUUACGCCAUUAAAAUUUUUUUCCCAAAAAUUAAUUAGAAUUAUUUAAAAAAAAUAAAAAGAAAUAUGUUAAAAAUAUAGCAAAAACUAUUGUGUUUAAAAUUAAAUAGAAAUAUUUGCAUCGGCAGUGUAAAAAAGUAAUAUAUUUUUUGAUGGAAAAAAAUAUGUUGCUGCUUCCAUUUGAUGAGAAUUUCAGCAUAGAGCAGCCAUUUAUCAACUAAAGCAAAAAAAAAAAAGUUAAAAAAAAAGAGUUGGUUUUGUUUUAGCUAAACAUUUAAAAAAAAAAAGAAAGGUUUUCCAUGAAAAUUUUUAACAAAAUCAAAUAUCAGCUUGGAAAUCCUUGUUUUUUUUUGUUUUUUUGAAGAAACGAAAGUGAGAAGUCUAAAAAGCCGAAUGAAAGAAUUUAAAAAAAAUCGAGCUAAGAAUUGUAUAGAAAAACAGCAAAACUACAAAAAAAAAUAUUAUAAAUUGAAAGUUUUCUUUUAAUAUUUCAUCGAUUUUGUACUACACUGCUAGAAUUGAGGAAAACAAGAAAAGUUUUGGAAGUUCGAUAACUUGUUAAUUUCUUUGAUAUUUACCUCGAAAAUAUAAAUAGAAAUUUAUCAAUAAAAAUGGUUUCAACAAGGCAAAUGAGCACAACUCUUGCAGCACCAACAACAGGUCCAUCAAAUGAUGAAGUUAUUAAUUAUAGUAUACAAACCACAGCAACAACAUCAACCACAACAACAGCUCGAUAUACUUCGGUGAUUAGUACAAGGCAUUCCAACAGCCAAUCAUUUUCGCCAUCCACUACAUCUGCGUCACCAAUCUUUUUACUUGACUUACCAAUUGAGAUUCUUGAUAAAAUAUUUUCAUAUGUUGGAUAUAAAAAACUUGGGCAAUUACGUGUGGUUUCAAAGCAAAUGAAUCAAAUUGGAGGAACAAUUUUAAACUCAACAUUUCAAAAAUUGCAAACUCAAAUGUUGAAUCGCUUUCAAACAGUUAAAGCAAAAAUGCCUAGACGUGAAUCAGCUCGACGUAAUCAUCCAUUAGCAUGUGAAUGCGAUAUUAUUGAAACAUGCCAUAUGAGGCUAUCAUUAUUGCAAAUGACAUUUGGUAAACAUAUCGAGCGUAAACAUUGCUGUUUUUUUCCGGGAGGCAUUUUGGAUGAAGUGUAUAAUGUGUUAAAUUAUAUACGCACUACACCCAAAUUGGAAAGACCGUAUAGGGUUACAGAUGAAUUAUUUGAUCUUUCAACUAUGGCUAUGGAAUAUUUUAAAGAACAUAUUGAGCCCAAUUUACCUGAAAUUGCUUACUUUAAUAAGGACUUUUUUGGUUCCUCGAGUAAAUGUAAACAGACAUAUUCGUUGAAAGCUAUUUCUGACAUAUCUGAAAGUUGUUCUUCUUCAUCUUCUCCACCACAAAGUAACAUGGUAUUAAGAAAGGGUAUUCGCAAAAUUAAGCAAGGCAUGAAAAUGUAUAACAAUCAGUUGACAGUUUUAAGAAGUGAAUUAAGAAAUUGUAAAAGAAAAUCUUCUGAGCAAGGGAAACAAAUAGCUGAACAGCAAAAACUACUAGCUGAUCAACAGAAACAAACAUUGGAAUAUGCAAAUCGUUUAGAUGAAAAUGACAAGAAAAAUGAAGAAAUGUCAAGGAAAUUUUCAACCUUACUUCAAGAACUUAAUAAAUGUAAAACUGAAUUACAAUAUUGGCGUUCAAAAUCACCAGCAAUUCAAGUAUGUAAUUCUUGUGGACACAAAAUUACCCCGGUUAUAGCGCCAGAUGAUUUUCAAGCAUUGAUUAACCAAGGUGUUAAACCUGAGGAUAUAAUUAGUAUAGAUGAUGUCGAAGACAGUGACACUAGCAGUAAUAAUGCUUUGUGCGAUUCAGAUUUGGAUACUUCAACCGGAACUCCAACAAACGCAGAAACAGUACAACAACAUAACAGCACAGAAGGUGUUGCAUCAUCAAAUAAUAUGACAUCAAAUCAAUCAACAAAUGUAUUCGUUUUUCCUGAUGAAACGACAACAGCCAAAUUACUAGCUGUAAAUUCUAUUAAAAAUUUAAAACGUAAUUAUGAUGGAACAUCAGUUGUUAGUCUCACAUCGUCAGCUCCGCCAUCCACUUCAACAGUUACAACAAUAUCAAAUAAUGCUUUUAAUCAAUUAAAUUCUAAAGGAUGCUUAAAAGAGUCAUCUAAUUUUAGUAAUAGUACUAGUAAUAAUUCUAAUAGUAAUAAUUUAGCACAAACAAGUUUUAUGGAAUCAAUUGAAAAUUAUAGCAAUUCACAACUUCAUCAUCGUUAUCAUUAUCAUCAUCACCAUCAGCAACAUUCAGAGCAGCAAAAGUCGCAACAGAAACAACAAAAUCAACAAUUGCAACGACAAUGCUCCCAACCUCAACAACAACAACAAUCAUCACAAAAAACGCAACAUCCCCAACAAAAUCAAUUUAAUCAAAAACAUAAUAGUGAUGAAUCAUCAGCCUUUUGCAGUAUUGAUACCAAUGCUAACAAACUCUCCACGGCCAGUAUUGGUACUGAAACUGCAAUUUCGUCUAAAUCAGCAAUAACUUCAACUGUUACAAAUGUUGAGCAAUUGAUCUCUGCUGGAAGUGCGAACGUUAAAAAUUCGUUAAAAUCGAUUCCAACUAUAAAUCCAUCCACAUUUUAUCCCUCCUCAAUUUCGGCAUUUAAUGAGUCGACUCUGGCUACAGAAUUACAAAACUCUUCUGCAAAUAGUGUAUGUAGUCCCAAUUCUGGUAGUAAUAUCACACAAGUUAUCACAAAUGCUGAAACAAUUUCUGCAGGGCAGGAGAAUAAGAAGAGACGUGUACAAAAGAGCGGAAAAAGGAAAAUAUAAAUUAAAAUUGAAUUUAUGGAGAAUGAAAAUAUAAUAUAAAGAAGAAAUUUUUCCGGUCUCCGCAAAUAUUUAGAAAGUGAAAAUAUUUCAAAUAUAAAAAUUGACAAAUUAAGUUUUAUUAGUAUUUAGACAUAAAACAAAUUUGCUUAAAAAAUUAUAAGUGUAUCACAUAUCAGCAAUAUUUUAACUUACAACACCAUAUGUAACUUAUAAUUUCUUCAGAUUACGUGGGUAUCCCCUUUUGUGAAAAUAAGAAUUUUGAAUUUUUAAAAAAUAUUUGGGUGCACAACCAUACAUAUAUAAAUAUAAACGUAUAUCUAUAUAUCUAUAUAUAUGCAUAAAUAUAUAUAUGUAUAUGUGUAUGCAUACAUAAAGUGUAGAUACGAAAUAUUUAACCCAACAUCUAUUUUAUUAUAUAAUUUCAAAUAAAAAACAGUGAAUUAUGCACUUCAUAAUCUUGUAAAAUGAAGUGAAACUUGAAAUACAAUUUUUUAUCUAUUUUAAUUUCGGAAAUGAAAAGAAAAUUUCUGCAUAAAAAAACUCUACUUUUAUGAAUAUUACACUUAAGUGUCACAAAAUAAAUUGGAAAAAUGUAUUUUGAAAUUAUAUGACAGAUUUUGUACCGGCUUCAGAUUUCUGUUAUUCAAUUUCUUUUUUGGAGUUUUUUUUUUAUAAUGAGUUAAAUUUGAGUAAAAUUUUGCAACCUCUAUAAAAAUAAUAUUGUUUUUACUAAUAAAGCAUUAAUUUGUCAUUUAUUUUCUACCACCAGCACUUAUUUAUGUAUUACACAUCUAUAUGUAAAUUUUAGAUAUUUUAAAUAUAAAAAGAAUUGUAGCGAGAUAUUUAAGGAACAUUUAAAAAAUACUUAUUUUGAUGAUAAAAAGAAAAGUACACCACAGCAAUUAUAUAUGUUUUACAUUUGAAAAUGUUUUUUCUUUAUUAAAGACCCUUCAAGUUGCUUGUUUUCUUUUUGUUUGUAAUUUUUAAUCUUAAAAGUUAAAUAAACUCAAUUUCUCAAUAAUAUUAUCUAAAUUUAAUGUUAUUGGAAAUAAAUUUGCAAAUUAUUAACUUAUGUUUAAACAUUAAACAUAAACAAUUUAUAAACGUACAUUUCAUGUGAAAUUUUUGAAAAGGUAAGAUCCUAAGCCGUGAUCAUUUGGGAAGAAUUGAAUUCAUUUGAAUAGAGUUUUUAAUUGCUGAUAAAGGAGUUAAGAUUUUAUUAAUAAUGUUACUUUGUCUUGAUUUUAACAAAGGAAUUUCAAUUUUGAGAACAUGUUAUAGUAUACAUUAUUAAGAAUAAGUGUUUUUGUACAGAAAAGUAAUUUGUUUUUGAUCUUCGGUUUUUAACGAGUCUCCCCUUACUAGUUAUUAUUUAAAUGCUUUAGUUUUUAAGUUUAAUCCAAGUGCAAAUAGUUGGUGAUUUAAAAAUUAAUUAAUAUACAUGUGCAGGAGAUUCUUAUACAUGUACAUCGAUUUUCAUAAAUUUUGAUUUUGUAUUUACAAUUAGAAGCUCGUAGUAAUUUUAAAAAAUAAAACAAAAUAUGAUUGAUUUUCAUAUAAGCAAGAAAUUUUUUUGUAUCUUUUUUAGAUUUAUAAUAAAAAAAUAUCAAUUUAAUCUUUUUCUUUAUUUUAAAACUAGUAUUUAGUUCAAUUAAAAUGUAGAUAUGUUUGUUAUUUGUGUUGAUAUAAGAUAUUUAAAUUUAUACAUUAAGAGUCAAAUUAUAAAAACAAGCAAACAUUAAUAUUAUAAUUAAAAUUACAAUAAAAACAAUGUAUGUAUUAAAAUAUUAUUUCUUAUUUUUUUUAAAGUGAAAACUAACAAAUAUUAAAUUUUUUUAAAAUAUUUUAUUUUUCAUUUUUAAUAAUUUAAGUUGCUUAGAACGCGUUUGAUUUUUCUAAUUUUAUAGUAAUCUUAUUAAUUGAUUUGUUUUGCUUUCUUUGAGUUUUCAUAACUUUUGUAGAACUCUAAUUGAAAAUGCUUUUCCAGAUUCGAAAUUAUUUUGCAAGAGACUAUCACAUGCGAAAGAAUUUUCUAAAAAAGAAAAUUAUUAAAAUUGUUUUUUUUUUUUUAUAAUAUUUAAUCAAAAAGUUUAAAAUUUAAUUUUAUUUAAGAAAUUAGCAACAAAAAAAAUAAAUUCGUUUUAUAAUUUUAUGUUUAACAUUAGAGGCGAAUUAAAAGUGGAAGAAUUAAUAAAAAAAAAAAAUAAAAUAAAAUUAUCAAAUUUGGGAUCUGUGCCUUCGGAUGAGUUACAAUUUUAUGUAAUUGGAACUUGUGAUACCUAAAAUAGAAUUUUGUUAUCGUGGAGGAUUUGAAAGCUGACAAAACUUAAAAAAGGAAUAUUUUAAUUUUUUGUUUUGAUUACCUUGAAAUUUUCAAUAUGUAUAUCAUUUAUUACAGAUUCCCUUAAAUUCAAUCUUUUUUCACUUAUUUUCUCUUGGUUAAGUUUUAUUUUAUAUUGAAAUAAUGAAUUUAAGAAAUGACGGAAUUCUAUUUACAAAAAUUUUUGCAAUAUAAGUUAUUUAAUAAGUAUUUUGAAAAAAAAAACAAUCUUGUGGAUAGUAUUGAAAGCAUUGAUAUGUUUUGUAAAAUUUCAUUUGCGAGCUUAGAAUAUUGUUAAAUACUAAUAUCUUUAUAAGAUCUCAUGAUAAAUAAGCAAAAUGAUUGAACAAAAUUUUAUAGCAAUUAUUUUAAAAAAUAUAUAUUUAACAAAUAUCUAUUCUUGAGUAUCAUUUUUCAAUAUUUUAUGAAUUUAUAUUAAAUAAUUUUUAUGUAAAAUUUUUAUAAUUUAUGUAAUAAAUAAACUUUAAGCUACAAUAUGUUAAAUAAAUAUAAAGAGAAAAAAAUUUAAAAAAUAUGCUAUUAUUUUUUUUUAAACAGGUAAAAGAGGGAGGCAAAAAAAAUUGAUUUGUUUUAAUUUUGACUAAAUAUUUACAAAUUUUAUUUAUUCAAAGAUAUUAACAGAAUCUAACUUACAAAAGUUUUUAAAAUUUACCUUCAAAAAUGUAUAUUUCAAAAUAAAAUAUAAUAUAGAAAAAAGUACUUGUAU
Molecule: messenger RNA, 5895 nt
Organism: Condylostylus longicornis
Lineage: Eukaryota; Metazoa; Arthropoda; Insecta; Diptera; Dolichopodidae
Gene: dmpd
Product: intermembrane lipid transfer protein vps13B
Exons: 7
Coding region: 620-2848 (742 amino acids)
Biological process (GO): positive regulation of DNA-templated transcription
Cellular component (GO): nucleus
Molecular function (GO): protein binding; transcription coactivator activity
Source: RefSeq, a predicted model, not a curated record